Naumovozyma castellii is the source of this 459-nucleotide messenger RNA. RefSeq names its product Mix17p (gene MIX17). The record is from RefSeq and is a predicted model, not a curated record. Lineage: Eukaryota; Fungi; Ascomycota; Saccharomycetes; Saccharomycetales; Saccharomycetaceae. The transcript has a single exon. The coding region runs from base 1 to 459 and encodes 152 amino acids.
AUGGCACGUUCAAGAGGAUCAAGAUCAGUUUCCAGACCACAAAGGCGUUCGGCAUCCACUGCAGCAAUUAGCCGUCCUGCACCACCAGCAUCGAAUGCUUACUCGCAACCACCAGCUGCCUCUGCAGGAGCAGGAGCAGGAGCUCAACCAAGACAACCAGGUAUGUUCGCCCAAAUGGCUUCCACUGCAGCUGGUGUCGCUGUUGGUAGUACGGUAGGUCACGCAGUUAGUGGAUUAUUGUUUGGUGGUGGAUCCGCUCCAGCAGAACAACCUGUUCAACAACAAGCCAUGGAUCCAUAUGCAUCUCAAAGAACUUUAGAUCAAGAACCUGCCCAAUCAUGUGAUGGAGCCGCUAAGAGUUUUACCAAAUGUUUGGAUGAGAAUAAUGGGAACUUCCAAAUUUGUGAUUACUAUCUCCAGCAAUUGAAAGCUUGUCAAGAAGCUGCUCGCCAAUACUGA